Molecule: messenger RNA, 1395 nt
Organism: Syzygium oleosum
Lineage: Eukaryota; Viridiplantae; Streptophyta; Magnoliopsida; Myrtales; Myrtaceae
Product: GDSL esterase/lipase At5g45960-like
Exons: 5
Coding region: 155-1288 (377 amino acids)
Molecular function (GO): hydrolase activity, acting on ester bonds
Source: RefSeq, a predicted model, not a curated record
UUAACAAAACUUUCUUCAGUUGCUUCACCCUCUAGAGUGCCGACAGUCUUGGUGAACAUGACAGUGUGAGGUACUCCACAAAUGAAAGGUCCAAUACAGUUCUUCAUUCCAGAAUCUCAUUUGACCUGUGAGACAAACAGACGGGUCUAGCUAGAUGGCUUUGAGUAAAGAGCAUGGUCUUGCUCUUCUUCUUAACCACAUUAUUGUUUUCUAUGUCACACUAGUACCGGUCUUCAAUGGUGGGGUUUGUACUCGGAUCCUGACGCUGCAAAGGCCCUCAAACGGCAGCUCGGUCUCGGCUGUCAUUGUGUUUGGAGACUCGACGGUCGAUACGGGAAAUAAUGACUACAUAAACACUCUCUCCAAGGGCAAUGUCCCACCUUAUGGGCAAGACUUCGUGAACCACACUCCAACAGGAAGGUUCAGCAACGGGAGGUUGAUUCCUGAUCUUAUAGCUUCAUACUUUGGGGUUAAAGAACUUGUGCCACCGUACUUAGACCCGUCGCUCAGCACGGAAGAUCUAAUGACCGGAGUUUGUUUCGCCUCCGCAGGCUCCGGAUAUGACCCUUUUACUGCUGAAAUACCCAAUGUGAUAUCAAUGAAGAAGCAAUUGCAGUACUUCAAAGCGUACAGGAAAAGGCUUGAGAUGGCAAUCGGAAAGGACCGAACCAGAAACAUCAUCAAUGAGGCCUUGUUUGUGAUUAGUUGCGGAACCAACGACUUCAUUAACAAUUACUAUGGUCUUCCUUUCAGACGGCAAAGCUUCACUCCCCAAAUGUACCAGCAGUUCAUAUUGAAUCAUGUAAAAAAUUUCACUCAGACUUUGUUGAAUCAAGGGGCUCGAAGAAUUGCGGUUGUCGGACUGCCGCCAAUGGGUUGCUUACCUGUGGUCAUCAACCUUAAUUCAGGCGACCCUUUUGAAGAUCGUGGCUGCAUUGAGGAAUUCUCCUCGGUCGCUUGGAAUUACAACAAGAUGCUUCAAAAGGAACUAGGCAAGAUGGAAAAGAGCACGCAAUCUCUCGGUGUAGUCAUAAAUUACAUUGACAUAUACAAUCCUCUGAUGCAAAUGAUCAAAGCCCCGACCAGUUUUGGUUUCGAAGACGUGAAUAGCGGAUGCUGUGGGACAGGCAUCGUCAAAGUGUCAUUCUCAUGCAAUAUGAAUUCCUACGUUUGUCCGGAUGCAUCAAAGUACGUAUUUUGGGACUUGGUGCACCCGACUGAGAGGGCUUACUCCAUCGUUUUCGACGCUGUGUUACCCAGUAUUGUUGCUGUUGUUAAGGGCAUAUAGUUCUAAUCAACCUUUGACAGGACUAAAACAUAUGUUUCUGCUUAAUUAAUUGUCUUCCUGUAGCUCUUUUUCUGGUAUUGAAGAAGUAUGAUCGUUUACGUGCAUGU